Messenger RNA from Candidula unifasciata, 1398 nucleotides. NCBI's taxonomy places the organism in Eukaryota, Metazoa, Mollusca, Gastropoda, Stylommatophora, Geomitridae. The record is from the annotation of a GenBank genome assembly.
AUGGAAACGAUCUCUGAAUUCGUCAGUGUAUUAUGUUCGCUGCUCCUGGCAACCGCCGGCGUCUGUUUGGCGUAUUCAACCACAACCCCGGAGACAUUUGUUGCAGACAACGCAACGGUCGCGCACAGCCAAGCUGGCACUGAAUUAAUGGUGGACGCAUACCAGAAUCUACGAGACAUCUUGUCUAAACAACUGUCCAACAGCUACCCCGUGCCGCCCAAGUUUUACUCAUCCACCUACACGAUCUAUGCCUCAUUUGAACCGCUCCAGAUCAUUACGCUGGACGAGGUCCUUCAAUCUAUAUCAAUGUCUUCGGCAAUAACAUUGACCUGGCGUGACCCCAAAGUUAGGUGGGACCCCCGAGAAUUUGAAGGCAUCAUGUCUAUCAAGUUACCGUCAAGUUACUUCUGGCUGCCCACACUAAUCAUCCCCGAGACUACAGUUGAAGAAGGAGCACCAUUGAUCCCCGACGCCGUGGAUGUCACCUUCCAAGGAGACAUCCAAGUCAUGAUGCCGACAAUAACCACCACGCUCUGCAACUUGGAUCUCACUUACUUCCCCUUUGACGAUCAAAACUGUACGCUAGCGAUGAUGGAGUCUGAAUUUUACAACAUGACUCCCUACACCGUUACUCUUGGUGACAUGAGUAGAUACUUCGGUACAAACGCAGCCUGGAAACUGGUCAGCUACAAGUGCUACCCUCAGAUAUCUAUAGAAUCGACCCCGCCGUUCAGCUUUGUAAGCUGUCAUGUGGAGAUUAAAAGACGGAGUGCCUUCUACGUCAUUAAUCUGAUAGGUCCCAUGGGAAUGACCUCGCUGAUGACGCUGCUAGCCUUCUGUGUUCCGGCUGAUGGCGGGGAGAAGGUCAGUUUUAUCGUGUCAAUGUUUAUGUCUACGUCCGUGUUUUAUAACUACAUCAUCAACAUCACCCCACGCAGCAUGCAGAACCUGCCCAGGGUGAACAUCCUUCUUGUGGCUAUCGCGGUGCAGAUCAUCUUUGCUACCGCAGCGAUUGUGUUCGUGCUUGUGCGCUACAGUAAAACAAAGGAACGGCAAAAACAUCAUCAAUCGCCUAACUUCCCGAGACAGGACAAGCAUAGCGAUGAUCGUGGCCAAACUCUCAACCUAAAGUCAGAACUUGGCAACAGGACAUCACCAUUGUCGCAUCAAACAGCCACAGACAAGGGGUACGCUGAUGGAGGUCGCCCAGAGGACGACCUGAAGAAACCAGCGGAGAAAUCUACAGCUCCACCAAACACUAGAAACGAAGCAACAAUUGUGGCUAAGGACGUUAGCAGAAGUGCCAGGAUGUUGAGCUGUGAUCAACUGGACAUACUGUUUUUCUGUGUCAUGUGUGUGCUCACAGGUUUAUUGUACUUGAUUACAUUCUUUGUGUAA